Molecule: messenger RNA, 1143 nt
Organism: Hypoxylon fragiforme
Lineage: Eukaryota; Fungi; Ascomycota; Sordariomycetes; Xylariales; Hypoxylaceae
Exons: 2
Coding region: 1-1143 (380 amino acids)
Molecular function (GO): FAD binding
Source: RefSeq, a predicted model, not a curated record
AUGACCACCCCGGCAAUUGCCAUCAUCGGCGGCGGGCCGUGUGGCCUCACCCUCGCGCGUCUCCUGGAGUGCAAGGGCAUCGACUACACCGUCUUCGAGCGGGACGCGAGCGCGAACUCAAACCGCGCUGGCGGCUCUCUCGACAUCCACGCCCACACCGGACAGCACGCGCUUCGCGAAGGCGGGCUGAUCGACGAGUUUAAGAAAUACGCACGAUACGAAGACGCGGUGAUGUCGCUCGCAGACAAGCACGGGAAGAAAGUGUUUGAGAUGGGCCAGGGCCGCGAUGACCCUGAGAUCGACCGCGCCGAGCUGCGGCAGAUCCUCUUGGAUGCGGUCCCCAAGGACAAGAUUAAAUGGGGCCAUGUGCUGCAGAGCGUCGCUGUUGGUGAGGAUAAAAGGCCGGUUAUUCGGUUUUCUAAUGGCACUGAGAUCUCUAGCUUCAAGCUUGUCGUCGGUGCCGACGGCGCGUGGAGCAAAGUCCGUUCUGUAAUUACUCAAGCAACUCCCAAGUACAGCUCAAAGACAUACCUCGAGUCGAGGAUCGGACUUGAAAACCCCCUAUACCAAACGGUGGCCAGCAACGUCGGAGCGGGAUCGUCUCUAGCCAUCGGCUCCGGCAAGCUCAUUGUCACGCAGCGACAGGGAAACGGCUCUUACAGAAUCUACUUUGGAUUCGAAAUUCCGGAAAACUACUACCGCGACGGCACCGUCAACCUCCAAGACAUCGAGGCCACGCGCCGCUGGCUGCUCACGAAUUUCUACGCCGACUGGUCGGAGGAAUACCAGGAUUUCAUCCGCCACGCAACCGACUUCCGCGCCUGGCCCCUCUACUCGCUGGCUACCGAGGACAUGGGCUGGAAGUCUGUUCCGGGCUUCACCCUCGCGGGCGAUGCGGCCCAUGUCUCGAUCCCUAAUGGCGAGGGCGUGAACCUCGCCAUGGCGGACUCGUUGACGCUGGCAAACAAGAUUGAGGAGCACGGCCUCGAGGACUUGGACAAGGCGGUGCAGGAAUACGAGGCAGAUAUGUUCCCGCGCGGAAUCUCUUCGAUAUGCGAUGGCAAGAGGUGGGCGGAGGUCAUGUACAGUGACGAUCCCCAGGCCUUUGUGAAGCUUAUAACUUCGUUGAUGCCGGAUGAGUAG